This is a messenger RNA of Sardina pilchardus (European sardine), 2309 nucleotides long. RefSeq names its product golgin subfamily A member 6-like protein 25. The transcript has 4 exons. Lineage: Eukaryota; Metazoa; Chordata; Actinopteri; Clupeiformes; Clupeidae. The record is from RefSeq and is a predicted model, not a curated record. The coding region runs from base 101 to 2173 and encodes 690 amino acids.
GUAACAUUUUAGAUGUAAAUAAUUAACCAGCUAGCUAAGUAAGCUGACAGAAGUUGACCAGGGCUACUCUCCAGAGGAGCCCCUCAGGGGCAGGAGAAAGAUGGAAGAUGGUGGGUUUCAGGAGCUUCAACGCUGGAUUGAGGACCAAAUCAUGGUCCAAGAAGCAAGGCCUGAAGUUAUGGGCAGCAACACUUGCAGAUCAUCAAGGGAUCCCGCACGACUGCAGCCGAGAAGUCCGAGGAAAGUUGCUUGGGUUGAUGACUACAGCGACUCUGAUGACAGUGCCACCGAUGCCUUCCCAACUGCUGAUAGGAGAAAGAAAACACAGCCUCUGACAGAUGACCAGAAGGGAAUCUCCAACUAUGUUAAGGAAGAGAUGGUUUCUGGGAGAUUGAGGCAACAGAAGAGGGUGUCGGAGAGAUGGCAAGACUAUGAGACACAGUGUCCUACAGAGGAAAGAGGUCAAGGAGUGAUAAGACAGAAGGGUAGAGAGAAGCAAUCAGACACAAGAAGACACAAACAUGAUGUAGAGGACACCACAGAGAUAGAGCAUCUACUGGGGUCCCAGCGUGAGGAAGAGGGAGGAACGCGUCAGUUCAAAGAGACGACUAGCAGCAGCUUGAAGGACACUGAGAAACUGUCACCUGAAGAACCCGAUCAGUCCGGAACACAAGAGAAGAGAAAGGUGAAGCAAUGGAGAAAGCAGGGGGGAAACAGUCCGUGGCAGAAGGAGUUGACACAAAUAAAAGACCUGGAGAGAGAUGAGAGAGACAGAGAGAGACUAAGCGAAGUGGAGAAAGAGGAACACCAGAGGGAAAAACGUUUCAAACGUCUGGAAAAGCAGGUGAUCCAAAGAAUGAGACAGAGGGAAAUGGAGCAACACAAGGAGAUGAGGAAACAGAAAAAGAGGCAGAGACACAUUGAGUCAAAAAGAGACAUGAAAACGUCUGGUGAGACAGAACGCCAAAGUCAGAGUCUGACCCAAUGGCAGGAAAAGGCAACGUGGUUAGACAACCAGCAGGAGGAGACAGAGAGACAGCUCAGGGGACGUGUGAAAGAAAUCAAUGCUGAGGGCAAUAGCAGGCAAAGACCUGAGGCAGAGCUAUACAAGGUGAGGAGGCAACGAGAAGAGACUGAUGGAGAUGAGGGAACUAAAGUAUCAGAUCUGAGAGAAGAGAGAUUGAGAGAAAAGAACCCAAAUUGGGUACGAAAGCAGGGACGCAGGGAGGAGAGAGAUACCUGUGGAUUGGAAGAGAUGAGAAAGAUGCUGAAUGAGUCAGAGCAAGAAGAGGACGGAUGUAGCGAAGUGGAGGACGACACAGAAGGUCGUCAACAAGAGGUGGAGAGCGAAACAGACUCUAUGGACAGUCUACAAAAGUACAGAAAGCUGAGGCUGCUAAGAGAGAAACGUAGUCUGAUGGAGUUUGACGAAGAGGUGGAAAUCAAGAGUCAACAGGAGGCCAAAAAACAAAAUCUCCCCGAAGAAAGUGAAACAGACUCACACAGCCAGGAGGGAGAACACACAGCCAGUCAGGCAGACAAUGAGACAGACAGCGAGACAGACAGUCAGACAGACAGGCAACAACAAGUGGACUGGGACAAACUUGAGAAUGACAUCCUCUCACUGACAGACCCAGAGAAGAGAAGCGAGUGCAGUGUGAGCUCUGGGGAGGAUGAAGUCCGUUUGGAGAGCAGCUCUCCGGCUCCUGAUAGAGAUAAGAGUGUGAGGAGAAGAGUUAUUGGGUGGGUCAAUGACAAAAUGAAAGAGCGAUAUCGAAGAAAGAUAGUCAGAACAAUGCACAGGGAACAGCAUGAGGGCCAAGAAACAUAUGUCUCAGUGCUUGCUCUGGGAGGGGCGCCGCUGGGGCUGGGCAGGACCUGCACGCGGGCUGAGCGAGAGCAGGAGAAACGCGUCCAGCUCCUCCGGGCGGAGGCCAGACGGCAGGACAUGGAGUCCAAGUGGCUCCAGUGGGAAGCGGAGCGGAGGAGAAAGAAGGAGGAGAGAAAGGCCAGAGAGAGGGAGGAGAAGCUCCGCGCCCAGCUGGCCUGGAUCCUGCAGCAGAACAGGAUAGCCGACAGGAACCUGGACCGCCACAACGGCCAACAGACGUACACCUGCGCCAGCACACCGCUGAAGGAACAGCUGAUUGGUUGGGAUGGGAGGACAGAGUGAAAUACAUGUACGCCUCAUCUAUACUCCCUAUGAAAAGCUUGUUGUGUUGAGCUUAAAAGUUUGAUUAUCAGUCCGGUCACGUUUCUAAGAGGCAUGAUUGCACCAUCUUUCAACUAAUAAAUGUUUAAUUGACAAA